AUGACCAACUCAGGCUCGUAUAUGAAUCGAGGCGGCUUUCGAGAGGCCUUGGACCGCGCAAGAGAAAGCGAAGAUGGACAAAUCGACGCAGCUACAAGUGAAAUACUCGAAAAUGCUCUCAAGGAGGUUUGGCGGAAGUUAGAGAGGGAUCGCGAUCACUACAUAUUUACUCGUGAUGAAUUUGCCCUCUUCAACUUUUUCCGUGAUCGAUACCGGGGGAACCCUAUCGCACAGAACGCCGUGGCACGUUAUUGGGAUAACCUCCAACAGCGUGAAACGUCGAACUCUGAUGGGUCGAGGAAAUAG
Messenger RNA from Penicilliopsis zonata CBS 506.65, 306 nucleotides. RefSeq lists its product as hypothetical. The transcript has a single exon. Lineage: Eukaryota; Fungi; Ascomycota; Eurotiomycetes; Eurotiales; Aspergillaceae. Bases 1 to 306 code for a protein of 101 amino acids. The record is from RefSeq and is a predicted model, not a curated record.